GGGACCAAUGCGUGGAUAAUUAUGGUGCUGAUAUUUUUCCCUAAAAAAAAGAUGUCAGCCCCUGGCUGUAGUAUUCCUCUUUAAAAUCCCUCUCUGAAAAUGUCAUGUCCCAACAAUGUGACUUCUAACUCGUUUUUGAUGGACUCGUUAGCCGGUACCUGCAGAGGGGAGAAUUAUUCCUCUAACCAAGGAAUGUAUAUGCAAUCUGGGAACGACUUCAACUGUGGAAUGAUGAGGAACUGUGGAAUUAUCCCGUCUCUUUCCAAAAGAGACGAGGUGAAUAACGCCAGCCUGUCUCUCAACACCUAUCCAUCUUACCUUUCUCAGCUAGACACCUGGUGUGACCCCAAAAAUACUUACCGAAUCGAACAACCUGUUGCGAGACAACUCCCCUCCUGCUCUUUCCCAACCAAUGUCAAGGAAGAAAAUGCUUGCUGUAUGUACAAUGCUGACAAAAGAGCAAAAAACGCCACUGAGGCGACCCUCUACCCCAAUCAGAUGCCUGAACCUUGCCUAAAUGACCAUGAAGUCCCCGUGCCCAGCUACUACCGAGCCAGCCAAGGUUACUCCUCCAUGGAAAAGGCGUCAAACUGCAGCAACCCAAGCGAGUUUGAGGCAAGUUUUGAACCCAGGGCGAGCCUCAGCCAAAGGAGUGAGCAUCUUGAACAACCACCACAACCACCACCACCUCCUCCACCACCACCACCUCCACCACCACCACCUCAGCAACCACAGCAGCAGCAACCGCCACCACUGUCCCAACCAGGAGCUAAAGUCAGCUUCCCUGACAACGCAAAGUCUGAUAACCCUCAGAACACGUCCGCCAACGAAAUUAAAACUGAAAAAAGUCUCCCCGCUGCCAAAAUCAGUUCGUCGGAAACUGAGAAGGACAUGAAUAAAUGCACAGACACCAGCACUGACAAUUCUGACAACGAAGCAAAAGGUAAGGGGAUUCUUCUACACCUUAGGCAACAGACUUUAAAAUUACAAUAUUUAUCGUGAAAGUUGUUAGUUCUAUUAUUAUUAUUAUUAUUAUUAAGAAAGCAAUGACCCUGGCAUUGUGGUUCAUUAGAUGCAUUAACUUUUCUCUCUGCCCUUUUUAAUGCAGUCGUUUCUAAACAGCUUACGCUUUCUGCUCACUUCCCUAAAUAAGAGUAUAAUAAUAAUAAUAAUAAUAAUAAUAAUAAUAAUAACAACAACAACAACAAUCGAAAUAAACGGAGUUUAUUUAUGAAGCAUUUAAAUGAGUGCAAAUGCAAAAAAGCAUUAGAAGUCCAUGUUGCUGUGUGUGUGUUUGUGUGUGUGUUUUCUUCCUUCCUUUGGAGAGGAUUGUGUUUUUUGGGGGUGGUACGUACUCAGGGUGAAGUUGCGAGCAACGUCGUGGUUUUUAUAUUUGCUAAGUUGCUAAGUCUGUGGCAGGGAGGUUAUGAAAUAAUCUUAGUAUGGACGAAUGCCUUUUUGGGCUUGCAGGAAAAUUCUACCAAGGCUAUUUCCGUUAGAAAUGUGUAUGUGUUUUCCCCUCCUUUUCUUUUCUUCGUGGUUGAUGCUUCUGGUUCUCUCAUCGUUUUUCUUUCCUCUUUCCCCCUGGGUAACAAUUUGCUAUCUCUUUCUCUUUACUUGCGAAGUCUGGGUUGCUUGUUAAAGGUGCGGCGGGGGUGGGUGGGGGGAGGGAGAGAGAGAGAUGGGCAGUAGAGAUGGUUUGCCAAACACUUCAGAGUGGACUUGAUUGUUGAGUUUCAUUAUCAUUGCUGCAUUCCUCAUUGAUAACCGCGGUUCCCGGCAUCUAGAGUCUUGUUUGUACAGAAAACAGCUUCCCCACCUCAUCCCCAGCGUUUACGUGCGUGGAGCAUCUGUUUCAAGUUUAGGUAUUCUAGGAAAAAGAGCCUUCGAGUUAUGAUGAGGUGUGUUACAUUGGUGGUGGUUUGUGCGUUUAAAAUAAACAAUCCUGAAGGCGAAGAUCUGCCUGGCUUUUAUUAGAUCCAUUUGGAAAAGAGGGGAUCUAAGUAUUUAUUUAAGGAGAAAGAAAGAUGAAAGAAAUAGGGGCCACAUAAACGUCUUCUGUUGUAAAAAGGGAAUGAAAUGUGUGUAGACCAAAAAUGCAACUGGGAGCGGUUUCAGAUAAGAACAACGCCUUUUAUGAGUUUGGCUUUGCUGUGCGGAUUCAAAUCCUCUCAGAGCCUAAGCAUUGGGGAAUAUGCUUAGAAAACAAGCAGAAGAGAGAUGUAUUAUCGGGUUAUAUGUAGCCCCGUGUAAGCACGUGCAUACGACACAUACAUGGAUACCUGUGCUACAUACAUAUGUAUGUACGUAUGUAUGCCUUCAUCAAUACAUAUGCAUACGCACAUUGCCUGCUUGGGUACCACAAAAGGAAGCAGGCUUUCCAUUCCUUCUUGUUUCUCUCACCUGAAAUAGUAUAUAUAUAUAUAUAUAUAUAUAUAUAUAUAUACACACACACACCCACACGUUCCUUUUCGGGGCACCGAGGAAUGAAUUAUUUUAAUCCGCCAGUUCAACUGCCUUAGUGAAGAGAGAGAGAAAUUGCAAAGUCAAGGUUAUGGGGGGUGGAAAUCGCUAAAGGUAUCAGCCAAAGGUGUUUUCUUUGCUGCAAACAUGAUUGGCGUUUUGAUUUGGAAUGAGAGAAGCGUUAGAAUAAAAUAUUUUUCCUUUCAUCAUGAUUUGUUUGCGAAAUGUCCCGCCUAGAUUUUCAAACUUCCCUUUCCUUUUUUUUCCCGGCGGGAAGGAACGAAUGAUUUGCCACUGAAUACAAUAUUUCAUACUGUGCCAUUUAGAUAUGGAUAUUACUAUUAUUACUACUACUACUACUAUUUUAAAAGUCUUCACCCUUUCUUUUGUUGGAAAUGGUCUCUUAAUUUCCGCUUAUGUUUCAUCAGUCCUGCCCAAGCCGGGAUUUGGAAAUGUGAGUUUUAGAGCUUAGAAAAAUGGAAAGCUUUCGAAGGAAUUUACAGGGUUCAAUGGCAGUGGUGGUGAAUGUGUGAGAUGCAUUGCAAUGCAACCACAACAUGGGUUUGCUUUUUCGAGUUGUUUUUUUGGGAAAGGUUAUUUGUCUUUCAAGGUUCUGACCAGAAUUCCAAGUAAGUGAUUGUGUGAAUCUGGCACACACACAAAUGAAGAAAGGGGGAAAAUUAGACCCGUAGGCUGCUAUAAUUGCAAAACACCUCCCCUCCAUUCACACACUCACACCUUGGAUAAAUGUUAGCGUGUUACUACUGCCAACAUUCCAGCAUAUCCAAAUUCAAAUCCGAGGUGUUUAUGUAUGUGUAUGCGCGUCUGAAGUAUGUUGCAAUGGCUGCCUCUAUGGAAAUUGUAUGUGCCUGCAUGAGGGUUACUAGGAGAACGUCAGUACAGUAUUUUGGGGUGGAAAACAAACAAGUGUAGGUUUCGUUUUUGUUUUAAGUGUGGAAAGUUAUUCUUUGCCAAUAACAAAAUGAUGCAUUUCACAGAGCCUUAACGUCAAAGAAAAAUCGAGUCUAGUCCAUUGGUGGGUAGGGCGAGGAUACAAAACACCCGCAGCCAGUUAAACAAACACACAAACAGAAAAUUAUCCCCGUAAUGUAAUUUUCAGAAUGGUGUUUUGUGUUUUGCCUCGUUUUAAAUAAAAGCUGGUCCAUUUCGAGUCAAGGGCUGAGCUUGCGUGAUGUUGUGGCAUAAACGCUACAGCUUGCUCGAGCAAUUAUUAAAGUGCUACUGUUGAUUUUCAAGACAGAAAAGAAAAGAAAAAAGAGGCGGGGGGGGGAGCCUUCAUGGCGUGCUCAAGGUGCAGGAAUAAUUUCACAAAAUUAUAUCCUGUUGACAUGUUUGACACGUGGAAAAACUCUACACCCGAGAAGAGUGCAAACAGCCUCAACGCCAUUUGUGCAUCACUAAGGGUAUCCCUUACGUGAACUAUGCAUAGUUUUUCAAACCAUUAGUUAAGAUCUGGCGUUGUGUAAGUUAAGAUCUGGUGUUAUGCAUCUGACGCCCAGGUGAAUAUUGUGAAUGGGAGGCUUAAUCCACUGCUUUUUGAGAGACACUGGGUUCUGUUAGCUUGAAGCGAUGGUUUAAUUAGAAUGCUAACAUCUGUAAAUAAUAAACAAGGGAGAGGGAGACAUUUGUUUGAGUAUAGUAUAGAGAUUAUUGUAUUACUAAAAGAAGAUGCUCUUUUUGUUAUUGUUUUUUUCUAAAAAAAUAAUAAUAAUUCAGUCUUAAGCCUAGGAAACUCUCUUUGCUAUUCCACAGAUACUUAUUUAAUAAUAUUAUUUUUAACAGAGGAUAUAAAGGCAGAAAACACUACAGGAAAUUGGCUGACAGCAAAGAGCGGAAGAAAGAAAAGAUGUCCUUACACUAAACACCAGACGUUGGAACUGGAGAAAGAAUUCUUAUUCAAUAUGUACUUGACCCGUGAGCGCCGCCUGGAGAUUAGCAAGAGUAUUAAUCUAACAGACAGACAAGUCAAAAUCUGGUUUCAGAACCGCAGGAUGAAACUCAAGAAAAUGAACAGAGAGAAUCGAAUUCGCGAACUGACUUCCAAUUUUAAUUUCACUUGAAAGUGUUCAAUAAAGGGAAGGGACAGGGGUGGGAGUCAUUACAAAUCUUGUGCAGUAUUCUUUUUUAAUUUUUUUCCCUGGGUAUAAAUGCAAUGCGUAUGGGAGGGAGGGGGAGAAAGAGAGAGAGAGAGAGAGAUAAUAAUAAUAAUCAUAAUCAAGACCUCAGGCUAGUGUGCAGUUCUAUGAUUUGGGUAUUUACAGUUUGUAGAGCGAAGGCGCAUCCAUCGGUAUAAGCAUGAGAAUAUAUAUAUAUUGCAUCAAUGUUUCUAUGUAAAAUAAAGAGUAAGGCGGUUGCUUUAAAAAAACAGCUUCUAAGAUGUUUAAGUUAUUCACGAGCAGCACAAAGGGAAGGAAAGGGGAAAACACUGAAGGACCUAUUUCUAUUGCCUUUUUAUGUUUAGGGGACUAGGUGCGUCUGAAAGUUUGCUUUUCAUAUCCUAGGUGUAGCCUGCCUAUUGUAUAAUAAAGAUAAUGACUAAAAUGAAUUGCAUUAUGUGUCUGUACAUGGAAGUGGCAGUGAGAACAUGCUCACAUUGUGUAGUAAUGCAGUCUCCUUCCAAUGAGGUGGUACUAUCGACCAUUAUAUUUAAGAAAAGAAAAUAAUAAAGCAGUAUUGAUAUCUUAUAAUGGGGGGGACGUCUGGGGUUUUUCCUUUUGUGACUGUUAUUUAAAUAUAUUCUGUAUGUGGUAUCCUUUGCAUGUAUCUUCCUUUAUGGAGCCAAAUAAAUUUCUUAGAACCGUGUACAA
Messenger RNA from Podarcis lilfordi (Lilford's wall lizard), 5291 nucleotides. The record is from the annotation of a GenBank genome assembly. Lineage: Eukaryota; Metazoa; Chordata; Lepidosauria; Squamata; Lacertidae.